UCUGCUUGUAUCUCAUUUCCAUUUCCAUAAAAACAAGAGCCAUUCAUUCAUCAUAAUCAAAUUCCCAUUUUAUUGAAGACACAACACAACAUGAUCCUUCUAACCCCAAGAACAGUCGCAGCAGGCAGCUAUGGCUGUCCUAUCCCAGACCAUCUCUCACAAAGUACACACCUUAUCCUUCUCAUAUCCCAUUCUACUUCCCCAAAUAACCUAGCAACUGACACAACAACAACCACCACCCCCCUCAUCAGACCCCUCACCUUCUACCAAUUCAACAUGCUCGUCUCCGGCACCUGCACCUGCACCAUCAUAAUCCUACCCCUAAUCUUCAAUCUGAUGCACCGACACGCCACACACAUGAGCAACCCUAAUGAACAACUCAAGUACCCCUUUCCCCUUCCCUCAGUUCCCACAAACACUAACAUACCACUCCCCCUUGGCGGUGGGGGGAAAAUCUACAACCUCAUCCACUCGUACCCAAUCCUCUCCUUCAUCUCAUUCUGCUUUCCAAACUCUUACAUUCUACCUGCAGGGAUUCACAGAGGUACUUUAUAAUAAGGAGACGUAGUUCUAGGUUUAACAUUUUCUAGGCAGGCUUUGAUAGGAGGGGGAAACAGGUUUCGGGCUUAAGUCAUACACCGGAAGACAAUUCAUCUCAGGCAAGUCUGUAUAGGCAUCGAAGUAUUGCAUACCGCAUUCCGGUUGGUCUUUCAGAUUUGAACCAUCAAUAGCCGGGCGUGUUCAUUAUCAGUUAUCAUUGGACCUCAGAAUUCUGUCGUGAUGUUGUGUGUAAAAACAGACGUACUAAUUGCU
This is a messenger RNA of Aspergillus sclerotioniger CBS 115572, 813 nucleotides long. RefSeq lists its product as uncharacterized. Lineage: Eukaryota; Fungi; Ascomycota; Eurotiomycetes; Eurotiales; Aspergillaceae. The record is from RefSeq and is a predicted model, not a curated record. Bases 91 to 555 code for a protein of 154 amino acids. The transcript has a single exon.